Molecule: messenger RNA, 744 nt
Organism: Rhopalosiphum padi (bird cherry-oat aphid)
Lineage: Eukaryota; Metazoa; Arthropoda; Insecta; Hemiptera; Aphididae
Exons: 4
Coding region: 70-639 (189 amino acids)
Source: RefSeq, a predicted model, not a curated record
GUCAAAAAGUAUUGACGAUAUUAAUUUGACACAAGAAAAUACAUUAAUACAUAGCAAAACAAGAAAAUAAUGGCAAUAUGCGUAAAGAUGAUAUUAUAUUUUAUUCUUAUUGGAGCACUUAUCAUAAACAUUAUGUCUUACAAUCCAAUGUUAACAUACACUCUACGUUUUAAAAAAUUCUAUGUAACACCUAACUUCACUAUGGAUCAUUAUUCGUUCGAUCAACAUAGAGAUGUACAAUAUAUAAAUGGACAAUUCACAGUGAAUACGAAAGAACUUAUAAACAAAGUUGACGUAGUUUUCUAUCGUUGUGACUCAGAAAGAAUUAAUUGCGAAUACUUCCAACGUUGGUCAUUAACUGGUAUUUGUAAUAAAUUAAAGCAAAAAAAUCAAAUAUGGACCCGAUGGUACGAUUCGUUUGAUCCGCCGAUGCGUUGUCCGUUAGAUAGAGGAAAGUAUAUAAUGAAAAAUGGAACUGCUGAUGUUAGUGCGAUACUAUUGUGGUAUCCUCAAGCAACUGAUUACCAAUGGAGAGUAGAUCAAAAUAUGUAUGCUGAUGAUAUAUUUAUUGGCGGUGUCGUGGUUGAGUUUUCAUUUUUUGGUUACAGAAAAAAAAUCAAGCCUAUUUUAAAAAUCUAAUUUGUUAAUUGUUUAAGCUAUAAGUAAUUAAACAUAAACAGAUUUGUGCUAUUUAUCUAGUACUGCUAAAAUAUAAUAUUAUAUAACAUUAUAUUUUUCAAUACA